AUGCCCGGCGAGAGCAAACCAGCAGCUCUCGCGAGCCUCGGUGGCCUUCCCGACGACGUACUGGCACACGUCUUCGAUCUCCUCGACGCCGAGAACCUCGUCCGCCUGCGAGGCGUCUCGCGCACGCUCGAUCAGAGAGUCCGCACCCUCGGCAUCCCGCUACACCUAACGCACCACCCGGUGGGCCACCGUACACUGCAUCCUCCGCCAUCGCGAUGGUUUCCCCCAGCCCUCCUAGCUCUCCACGGGCGUAUAGGACGUUCCCUAGCCACACACAAGUUGCACGCGCUCCAGAUCGGAUCGGAAUGGCGAGCGCCCGUCAUUCCUGCACUCUGCCUCCGGUCUGGUGACGAUCCAGCCCUUGUCCUCGGAGUGGGCACACAACUACUCGUCCACUCCCUCCCCGCACGGAGGAUGUAUGCACCCCGCUCAGCAACACCGGCGCGAACAUAUCCUCUCGGCUCAGACUCGGGAUGGUCCGGUUCCGCCGCAGACAUUGUCGGCAUCCAUGCCCUCCCGACUCCUAAUAGCUACAUCGUUGCUCACUUCGACGGCACGAUUCAGCGCGUAGAACUGGGCUAUGGGACACGGAGUACGGCACACUACAUGCACCCUAAAGGAGGUACCUCGUCGCCGGCCAAUAUCCGCGCUCUUGCUGGAUGCGGCGACUCGUUCCUGGCUGCAAGCGAGGGAUGUGCGCGUCUCUUCAAAGCGCGGGCGCCGUGGAUCUCCCCCUCGGAAAUCAAUCUCGGGACAGGCGUGCGCGCUUGGUCGGCAGCCCUGACCGAGUCCACCGCCUACCUCGGAGUGGGCGGGGGUAUUGGGACGUACGCUCUCUCCUCCUCUGGUCCCACCAAGAUUGGGAAGCUGCGCGGUCCCGAACGCGGAUCGGCGGCCUAUGCCGUCGUCCCGGGACACCAGGUCUUGUCGGCUUGGUAUGAUGGUGCUGCGCGAUUGCAUGAUCCCCGAGCAGGGGCGGUUCCAGUACUGGAGCUCUCGGAUCCGUGGUCCGAUGUUGCGUUGUAUUCCGCCGCCUUUGUCGGCGAAUAUGGCGUCGCCGGGGGCGGCGCACAGCACGGUACUGUUAGUGUAUGGGAUGUGCGUAAUCCUGGGGGUGGGUGGAGUGUGUUCUCCCCCGCUGGACGGGGGAGUCCGGUAUACGCGCUUGCCGGGGACGGCGGGCGCGUGUGGGGCGUCACAGAGCGGCGGGCGUUUGUAUUGGCGUUCGAUGGGAGCGGGGACGUUGAGGGCGGUAUCGUUACCCACGAUGGUCGGGGUGCCCGGCCGGGGACGAAGGACGUGCCAACCGGAUAUGGGCGGCGGGGAGGGAAGUUCAAGUGGACGGUACAUUAUGGUGACCACGCUGCACGCGAGGUCAGUAUGGGGUACCGCCAUGGUGAUCGAGGCAUGUCCUUGUUCGAGACAGAGGUCCCGGCUUAG
Molecule: messenger RNA, 1440 nt
Organism: Cutaneotrichosporon cavernicola
Lineage: Eukaryota; Fungi; Basidiomycota; Tremellomycetes; Trichosporonales; Trichosporonaceae
Exons: 2
Coding region: 1-1440 (479 amino acids)
Molecular function (GO): protein binding
Source: RefSeq, a predicted model, not a curated record